Molecule: messenger RNA, 699 nt
Organism: Dentiscutata erythropus
Lineage: Eukaryota; Fungi; Glomeromycota; Glomeromycetes; Diversisporales; Gigasporaceae
Source: the annotation of a GenBank genome assembly
AUGGUUGAUCUUUUAAAACUAUUUGAAGAAAUUACAAGACACGUUUGUGGAUCAAAGUAUCCUACCUUAAAUCUUGUAUAUCCUUAUAUACGUAUUCUAAAAAAUAAGUUUGCGCUAAUAAGUGAAAAUGGAGAAUCAUUAGAAUCGUGGAUUGAUCUUAUUUAUGGUUUAGAAGAUCCAGAUACUAACGAUGAUUCAAGCCUUAGUAGUAAUAAUGAAGCCGAUAUACCAUCAGCAGGAAAUCGACAACAAUGGCAAUAUACACACCGAAGUGUACAUCGCCAGAAAAAAUAUUUGCCAGCCGUGAACUGUUCUGGGUUUUUAGAAAAAGCACGAGCUGUGAUUUUUCUAUCUCUUGAUGAGUUAUGGAACUUAUCUAAUGAAAUGGGCUUGAAGGCUUUACUUUUGGAUCCACAAGCAAUAAAGUUACUUUCAUUUGCCACCAUUCAAGAGCGAAAAGAAACUGAAGAUAAAAUCCGCGCAGAAUUAUUAUUACUAGAAAAUCAGCUAACCAUUUCAAAUAAUAAUGAAGAGGUGGAAGAAAAUUUAGUACCUACCAAUGAAGAUCCUCAAGAUUCCUUAAGCGCUGAACUAUGGGGAUUAUGUUCAAUGCCUAAUAAGGAUGUUACUGUAGAUGAAUUCACUCGUUAUAUGAAAGAACAAGGUAUGGUUAAUAAAUGUAGGAGGUAUAAAAACUAG